This is a messenger RNA of Heterobasidion irregulare TC 32-1, 201 nucleotides long. RefSeq lists its product as uncharacterized. The record is from RefSeq and is a predicted model, not a curated record. The transcript has a single exon. The coding region runs from base 1 to 201 and encodes 66 amino acids. Lineage: Eukaryota; Fungi; Basidiomycota; Agaricomycetes; Russulales; Bondarzewiaceae.
AUGUACGAUCUGAGCAGUGCUGAUUUCCCAUCAAACGGUCCCUCAGGCAGUCUUAGGCACUCCUUAGGCUCAACAAUGCUCAACCAACAUCAAUCAUUGGCAAUACCCGCCGGACACCAGCUCUCGAUGCAUCCGGUGGUUACACCGAUCCGUCUAGUUACCUCGCUGCUAGGAACCAGACCCGAGGGCCGUCUGGUAUAA